UUGGCCCGAGUUCGCGAACUUCUGCUUCGAGCUUCUGUCAAAAUAAAUCCAAUUUCGGCUUAAUCUCGAGAAGACUGAAAUUUUGAAGUGAUACGCAAUUAAUUUUGCCAUCAUGUCUUCAGAAUUGAAAAAAUUCUUACAAGGAUUAUUAAGUCGUGUGGAUGGACUGCACAGUAUUCUUAUCACAGAUAGAGAUGGAGUGCCAGCGGUGCACGUUGCGAAUGAAAAAGCUCCUGAUUUGGCAAUGAGAGCUAGUUUUCUUUCAACUUUUGGUAUGGCAACUGAUCAAGGUAGCAAACUUGGUCUUGGAAAAAAUAAUACAAUUAUUUGUAUGUACAGUAGUUAUCAGAUUGUUCAAAUGAAUAAAUUGCCACUGGUAGUUAGUUUCAUUGCUAGUCAUGAUUGCAAUACAGGACACAUUCUUGAUUUGGAAAAGAGGAUUGAUCCUGUACUGAAUCAAUUGAAAAAUGCUGUUGCAGAUGCUUGAUAGUUACCUGUGAUUUACUACAAGCAAUAAGCAGUGUUGAAUCAGUCACAAAAAUAUGUACGAAGUUCUAAUUAUUAAUUUUCAAAAGUUCAUUUGCAAAAAUGAGUUUUAUAUUUUAUAUACUUAUUCUAUCCAAUCAAUUUCAAAACUCCGGGAUGCAAAAUUUAUUUUAAAAUGAUAGUGAUAUUUUUUAAAAUGAACAAAUUAAUGGCUUCUACAUAACAUAAUACAUCAUGUAGUCUUAUGUAAAUAUAUAAUAAUAUUAAGAUGCUUGCAAUAACUUUUUGAAGCAAUUUGAAAUUUUAAAUAGUUGGAAAGUCUAAAUCAAUUUGCAUUCCAACAUCCGUCGAUGAUAUUUUGUAAAUCAGAACUUUAUGCUUCAUACUCUCCACAAGAUGAUUGAGAUAUUUUUACACCUUUGAUAGCAUUAUUUCUUAUAGUUUUAAAUGUCUUAACGAUAAGUCAUGACUGUAAAUAAGUAAUUGAUAUAAUGUUUUUAUACAAAAUAUGUGAUCAUAGAUCAAAUAUAUCAAGUUAACAAAAUUAAAUGUUAUCUAUUUCAUAUUAUAUUUACGAGUAUAAAGUAAAU
Messenger RNA from Trichogramma pretiosum, 1076 nucleotides. It is a transcript of the gene Lamtor3, whose product is annotated as ragulator complex protein LAMTOR3-A. Gene Ontology annotation, cellular component: Ragulator complex. The coding region runs from base 113 to 487 and encodes 124 amino acids. The record is from RefSeq and is a predicted model, not a curated record. The transcript is spliced from 3 exons. Gene Ontology annotation, biological process: positive regulation of TOR signaling; cellular response to amino acid stimulus. Lineage: Eukaryota; Metazoa; Arthropoda; Insecta; Hymenoptera; Trichogrammatidae.